ACUCUUUGCUACAAAAUUUCACAAACAAACAACAACCUCUCUUCUUCUUUUUAUUAAUUGAUUAAUUAUUAUUAUUGUUUAGUAUAAUGUAAGCCACAUUAGGUGAAAAACGAUGCUAUUGAAAGCAUCUCUUUGCUUAAAAAAUUGCAUUUGGUAACCAAUUAAGUCGUUGUUCUUUCGCUUUCUAUAUCUGAUUAAACUCUCACACUCUUGACCCUCUUUUACUUGUUUCUUUGACUCCUUCUGAAGCAAUCCUUUUUAACUCUCUCUUUCUUAAGCUAUUUAUUAUGUUGGGUCUUGUGUUAUUCCCUUUGAUUUCCGAUAAUCAGCUUCAAUUGGGAAGUGGGUUGUUGAAUUGGAGUUGAAUUUUUUGGAAUUUGAUAUGGUUGUCACUGAAAGAUUGAAGCUUUGGUUGUUUGAGAAGAGGGAGUUGGGAAUUUUGUUCCAGAUUGCAUUUGGUUGGUGGGUUGUUCUAAUGUUAAUUAGUCCUGUGGAUGGUUUAAGGCCCUUAAGGGAGAAAACUCGGUCUUGGGGUGAUGAGUUGCUAUUUACAAGAAAGGACGAGAGUGACAUAGGUCCAUUUUCGCAAUGGAACAUAACAGGAACUUACAAAGGGACAUGGAAAUUCUUAGAUACCACAAAUGGCUCUUCCAGAUUUCCAGAUAUCAGAAAAACAAAAGGCGAUUCCAUAAUUGAAUUAAGUAGUACACACACAAAGAUAACUGGAGUACAUUAUGUCCAUGGAGUAGUUAUAUUCGAUGAUUUGUUUGACAAUGGACAUGAUGUUGGUGGUGCUCAAAUCAGAUUUGAAGGUGUAUAUAUAUGGCCUUUUAAACAGCUCAGAAUGGUUGCCAGCAGUGAAAAAGAAGGAGAGUUGAAUCAGGAUGAAGAUUAUAUUUUAUCUAAUCCAUAUCAUCUACUUGGAGCUUUUUCAUCUCAAGUACUGCAAGAUUCGUCGCAUGAUAAGACAUGGAGAAGAAAACAUUGUAAUUUAUCUAAGAAAUAUGUAUGCUUUGAAGGCAGAUCCUUCCUUAAGUUGUUGUUUACUAUUUGCUUUUUUUCCCUCGCUGCAGCUCUGAUGCAUGACAUGGAGAAACAUUGCAAUGCUGAAAUUUCUGCAAAGGUUUCACACUUGCCAUCAUCACAAAAAGAUGGCGAGCAUGAUCAUUUUACACUAGAAGGGUUAAUGGAGAGUCCCUCGGUGGAUGGCGACAGGGACUGCUUGUCACCAUUACUAUUAAAUGCAACUUCUGUUAAAGUUGAGGUCUACUAUAACAAAGCAGUGAACUAUACCUUGAUGGUUACUUUUGUCUCAUUUUUGCAAGUUCUUCUAUUGAUUCGUCAAAUGGAGCAUAGCGGCACUCAAUCUGGGGCUGCUAAGGUUUCAAUAUUAAUGAUUGGCCAACAGGCGAUAAUGGAUGCCUAUCUUUGCCUCUUACAUCUGACUGCGGGAAUACUAGUCGAAUCCUUGUUUAAUGCUUUUGCAACUGCUGCAUUUUUCAAGUUCGUGGUCUUCUCAAUAUUUGAGAUGAGAUAUCUACUUGGCAUCUGGAAGGCCGGUAGGCCUUUGAGUAACGGCGAAGGCUGGGAGACUAUGAGGCGUGAACUUUCAGCUUUAUACAGUCGUUUCUAUGGGAUACUGUUAGGAGGCAUUCUACUUGUGUAUGAGUUCCAUAAUCAUUUGAAACCAGUUCUUCUUCUUAUGCACUCCUUUUGGAUACCUCAGAUAAUCAGUAAUGUUAUCCGUGAUUCACGCAAACCCUUGCAUCCUCAUUAUACAUUAGGGAUAACUGUUACUCGGCUAGCAAUCCCAUUAUAUGUAUUUGGUUGCCCUAACAACUUCAUGCGCAUAGAACCCGACAAGAGCUGGUGUGUUUGUUUGUCUGUAUUUGUCGUGCUUCAAGCUGUGGUUGUUCUCCUUCAGCACUAUCUUGGAUCGCGCUGGUUCAUUCCUCGACAGAUUCUACCUGAGAAAUACAGCUAUUGUAGGAUGUUUGAUCAUGAUACAAGACAUGCUACAGACUGUGUCAUUUGCAUGACAGCCAUUGAUCUUUCCCGAAGAACAAAUGACUGCAUGGUGACACCUUGUGAUCAUUUCUUCCACUCUGGUUGUUUACAAAGAUGGAUGGAUAUAAAGAUGGAGUGUCCAACUUGUCGUCGCACUUUACCACCUGCUUAAUGACCCUUUCACUGUUAAUGUCAAUAGGAUUAACUAACCCUGCUCAUUUUAUAGUUCAACAAUAUGCUUAAUGCAUUCAAGUUUUACAUUGUUUUGCUUUUGAUAUUUUACAAGAGAGAAGUGAAAUCUCACAGGCUUGAGUCCUCAACCAUUUCUUGUGAAGUUGAGGAAUGGAGAUAGAAAGUCUUAUAGAAAUUUUGUAUUUUGAUUUUUCCACCUUAUUCCAGAUGCUGAGAAUAUAUAAUUUGUACAUAUUUUGAAUAACAAUCAAUAUAGUUGAAUUUCUUUUUCCGAGAUACGAAA
Molecule: messenger RNA, 2482 nt
Organism: Cicer arietinum (chickpea)
Lineage: Eukaryota; Viridiplantae; Streptophyta; Magnoliopsida; Fabales; Fabaceae
Source: RefSeq, a predicted model, not a curated record